AUGUCCUCUCUGGUAAUCUUAACAGCCGUACAGCCUGGGAAAGACAAUGAAGACAUGGUGCCAAGCUUCAGUGGUCAGAAGAAAAAGAUUGGAGUUCAUGAAUGCUGGAUUUCAACGGACAUGCGAGGAGAUCUCUUAACAUGUACUCUCCAUAUCAAAAAUCAUUCUAACAACAACGUUAUAAGUUGUAUCAGAGGUUUAGAUAUAGUGCAAGACUUGGACCGGAUGCGCUCCAGAGAGUUUGAAGAUAAAAUAGAGCUCCAACCCUACGUUGAUACGCAAGUUGUAUUAUUCUAUGAACGUACUGUCAGUAAUUACUGUCCGGUGUGUGUUGUACUUAAUAUUUUUGACCAAACACCCAGAUCUGCCAAAUGCUUCGAUUUUGUCAGUCCCAGUUUUUCAAAUUCGAAUGUAUGCUUAGUAGUGGGACAAACCAGAAUAUAUGCUCACAGAGAAUUUUUGGCAUUUUGCUCUCCAGUUUUCGGAGCCAUGUUUUCUUGCUAUUUUGUGGAAGGGAAAGAAGAUGAAGUGAAGCUCAAUAAUAUCGAUCCUGAAUACUUUUUGAUCUUUUUAAAUAUUCUCUAUCAUAACUGUAGAAAAGUGAACGAAGAGUCGUACAUUCAUCUGCUGGAUUUAGCAGAUCAGUUUGAUACUGCAUGCGUCAAACUACUCUGUGAAGACUACUUGAUUAUGAAUAUUUCAACUUGUUCCGACUAUUUGAGUGUUUUGCGACUGUGCCAUAGCUAUAGACUUCAACGACUAAUGUCACGCAUUCAAUCCAAUAAAAUCAGAAAUCUGAAUAUUUUGGACAACAAGGAACAGAAGCUUCUGACACAGCUUAUGGAUCAUAAUCUUAAAUUCAUCGACAAAAAAAAACUUCGAGCGUACAAUGUAAAAUAUCCGUUGAUGAGUGAGUAUCUGCUCGAUUUAUCCCAACCUCCUCCAAACGACGAUGCGGUACUGUUCAUGAUAAACGGCUUCAAAAUUUAUGGAAACAAACAGGUUUUAUCAAUCUUCUCUCCAACGCUGCGAAGUAUGGUCGAAUCUGCUAAGAACAAGCGAAUUGGUAUUGAGGGAGUGAGCUAUCAAGAGUUCUACCAUUUAAUCAGUCUGUUAUCGCAUUCGGUCAAAGAUUCACAACGGUUGAACGAGUAUACUGUGCUACCCAUGUUUAAACUAGCGGAAAAAUACAAAGUUCAAGUAUUACAAGAAGAAUGUCGUCUUUUUCUACUUUCUUACGAUGGCUAUUUCUUGAAGUACAAAGAUGUUCUUGUUCUGGCUGAUGAAAAAAACUUUGAGGACGUGAGGGAGCGCAUAUAUGGGCGUAUUGCUGAAGUCGCUUCUGCCGUGAAAUCAUUAACCACAACAAACUGUUUCGACUCCAUGCCUGUAUGCUCGUUUGCUGUUGAGGAAAGUUACAGCUUUCUUAGAAGAUGGUGUUCAUAG
This is a messenger RNA of Auanema sp. JU1783, 1446 nucleotides long. The record is from the annotation of a GenBank genome assembly. Lineage: Eukaryota; Metazoa; Nematoda; Chromadorea; Rhabditida; Rhabditidae.